Anopheles nili is the source of this 2061-nucleotide messenger RNA. RefSeq names its product monocarboxylate transporter 9. The record is from RefSeq and is a predicted model, not a curated record. Gene Ontology annotation, molecular function: monocarboxylic acid transmembrane transporter activity. The transcript is spliced from 4 exons. Gene Ontology annotation, biological process: monocarboxylic acid transport; transmembrane transport. The coding region runs from base 1 to 2061 and encodes 686 amino acids. NCBI's taxonomy places the organism in Eukaryota, Metazoa, Arthropoda, Insecta, Diptera, Culicidae.
AUGCCUCCACAAAACUCGAUUGAGCUGACGACCAAACCGGAAGCGGAAAAUGGUGCUUCGGGAAAGCUGCUACCCGCCAACGGUAACGGUGAAACGAUUAGGGUCAGAGAGGAUCCUCCGACUACGACGCUGAUUGUGCCCCCGGACGGUGGCUGGGGCUGGCUGGUGAUGGUGGCGUCCUUCUUCUGCAACGUGAUCGUCGACGGUAUCGUCAUGAACGUGGGCAGCUUUCUGGGACCGAUCCGGGACGAGUUUGGCGUGAGUGAGGCGGAAGUGGCCCUAGUCAGUUCGUUGCUGAGCGGCUUCUAUCUGUUGACCGGACCAUUCGUCAGCGCCUUGGCCAACCGAUGGGGUUUCCGGAUCGUUACGAUCAUCGGCUCGUUGGUGGCCGCUCUGGGCUUUUUCGUAUCACAAUAUGCCACCAACAUCGUGUUCCUGUACGUGUCAUUUGGGUUUGUGGGAGGCGUCGGAUUCUGCUUCAUCUACGUUCCAUCUGUCAUCACGGUGGGGUACUACUUUGAAAAGUGGCGUGCAGUUGCUACGGGUAUCGCUCUUUGCGGAUCAGGAGUAGGUACGUUCAUCUUCUCACCUUUAAACGCAAAGCUUAUCGAAUCACUCGGCUGGAGAAACGCGCUUGUGGCCCAGGCGGCCAUUAUACUGCUGUGCAUCGCAUGUGGCGCCAUCUUCCGUCCGAUCCAGCCAACCGAGGUAACUGCGACCAAGAACGAUGACACACCCGCCGACAAAGGUAUUCUGUUGGGUGAGGGUCUACCCGUUGUCUAUACGAGACCACUGCCUGAGGGCCGAUAUGCUUACUCGAUGCCAAACAGCUCUCACAACACCUGGAUGGGGGCGAACCCGAAUUAUCAGUACCCAACGGCGGCUGAGAUCUUCCGACAGGGCAGUGGACAUAAUCUGGACCGUCGGCCAUCCCACACCUCUGGUCAGCUGGUGAGCCAUAACCUCCAGAGCACGACCAAGAAGCUGGAGAAGAUUCAGAAGCGACUUGCCGGUCAAAUGACGCCAGAUGACACGAUUCACGCGCACGCCUUCGCGACGGCCCAUCACGAGCUCAACCCUGUUGGAGAGGCUGAUGAAGAAGAAACGGAGAACGGAACACUGUUAACGGCACCGGAACAGCAGGUUGCUACCGUGACAACCGCAUCGACUCGUCGACACACCGUCUCCGGACGUCGUCCUAACGAACCGGCCAGUUCCAGACACGGCUCAAGACGGACGCUGAACGACGGAUCUCGCCCUAUGUACCGUGACGACAUCUUCUUCACCGGCUCGCUCGCUCGGAUUCCGCAGUACAAAUCGCAGACCUCUCUUGGCUACCACAUGUCUGUCACUCGACUUCCAACACAGGCGGACGUCGAGGAAACGGAAACGGAACAAUGCAUGGUUUGUCCGGAAGCUGUACGCCGUACGUUGGCCACUAUGCUGGACAUGUCACUGCUGAAGUCGCCCUCGUUCAUGAUGUUGGCCUUCAGCGGGUUCCUCACGAUGAUGGGUUUCUUCGUGCCGUUCCUGUACGUCAAGCAGCGCGCCGUGGCUGGCGGCAUGGAGGAUGAGGUGUCCACUUUCAUUGUGUCGGCUAUCGGUAUCUCCAAUACUAUCGCUAGGGUUGUCUGUGGCCUGCUGACGUCCAUUAAGAACGUGAACGCGCUUCAUCUCAACAACGUCGCCAUCACACUCGGUGGUAUCGCGACGAUGGUCAGUGGAAUCUACGUAACCGAGGCCUAUCAGUUCACGUAUGCUGGCAUCUUCGGUAUCGCUAUCGCUUGUUUCUCUGCACUUCGUUCGAUCCUGGUGGUGGAUUUGAUGGGCCUGGAGAAGCUCACCAAUGCCUUCGGCAUUCUAUGCUUGUUCCAGGGUAUCGCCGCUUUCCUUGGUGCUCCAAUUGCUGGAUACUUCACGGAGCUCACCGGUACUUAUGAUGCUUCCUUCUACAUCUCGGGUGCUCUUAUCACGCUGUCGGCUGUUCUCUGUUACCCACUCUCCAUGGUCAAUCGGUGGGAGAAGCAACGUGCAGCCAAGAAAGAAUCGCAGACGGUUUAA